This is a messenger RNA of Portunus trituberculatus (swimming crab), 1339 nucleotides long. It is a transcript of the gene Vti1a, whose product is annotated as vesicle transport through interaction with t-SNAREs homolog 1A-like. NCBI's taxonomy places the organism in Eukaryota, Metazoa, Arthropoda, Malacostraca, Decapoda, Portunidae. Gene Ontology annotation, molecular function: SNAP receptor activity; SNARE binding. Gene Ontology annotation, biological process: Golgi to vacuole transport; macroautophagy; vesicle fusion with Golgi apparatus. Gene Ontology annotation, cellular component: late endosome membrane; Golgi apparatus; SNARE complex. The transcript is spliced from 9 exons. The record is from RefSeq and is a predicted model, not a curated record. The coding region runs from base 729 to 1325 and encodes 198 amino acids.
GAUAAAUAAAUAAAUAAAUAUAGAAAAGAAAGACAAUAAACAGGUACCCGAAAUAAAUGAACAAAUGAGUCGGUCACUGCAGUGGGUACUUGCAACAAAAUAAUAAAAAACAUCAACUCGUUAUGACAGAAAACUACCUGCCUAAAUAAAUAAAUAAAAGAAUAAGAAAAUAAAGCAAGUUAUAAAAAAAGACAACUAUUCCAAUACGCUAAUAAAAAGUCCAAAGAAAGAGCCGAAAUGAACCACAAGUCAACAUUUGAACCGAAACUUUCACUAAGUCAAUCAGUCAGAUAGUAACGUUAGUGCCGGAAGGGUGUGUUGCUGUGCUCUCCGCUGCCAACCACGUGUGGCUUGGAACAGCAACAGUGACUCCACCCACUCCACCUGCACCGUGAUCUCCUUCCUCUCGUCCACGCACAUCGCUCUCCAUCAUUAGGCCGUCGUCAGUGUUCUCCUGGGCGUAGUAGUUGCUGAAAGGCCCGUUUACCAGACACACUGACUCCACGUAGCCCCGAGACGCGCGCCGUAGCAGCCACAAUGGACUCGCCUUGUGAUGGUCUGAGCAAACAAAGGAGAACACCACAGUAAGGACUCCCCCUCCCCCCGUCCUCUACUGGUCACCGUAAUGGCCUUGCCUGGACACGAGGACUGCGAGGGAAGCGGAGCAGAGGCCUCUCAUCCUGGAGGUGGAGAAGCUUGUGGAUGAGGCCAAGGAACUGCUGGAGCGGAUGGAGCUUGAGGUGCGCGAUGCAGAGCCAGCAGUGCGGGAGAGGCUGCGGGCACACAUCCGAGGGUACCAGGUGGAACUGAGACGCCUUGAGGCAGAGUGUAGCAGGGUGCGGGCCUCACCUACUACCCCUGGUAGCAGCGCGAGGGAGGAGCUGCUUGGCGGGGGUGGCGGGGGCAUAAGUGCAGGGCUGAGUGCUGGGGAGGAGCAGCGGCAAGCACUCCUGGACAACACAGAGACGCUGGAACGCACCUCAACUCGCCUGGUACAAGGUCACAAGGUAGCGUUGGAGACGGAACACAUCGGAGCACAGAUACUCAAUGAUUUACACAGCCAGCGCCAGACUCUUUCCCACGCGCGGCAGAGACUGCGGGAUACAGACAGCGACCUUGACCAAAGUUCCAGGGUGCUUGGCUCAAUGCUGCGGCGAACACUGCAAAACAGAUUCGUGCUUCAUCCGUCAGUCCGUCACCUGCUCGCCUCAUCUCGGGUGUGUCCACCUGCCUUCACCGCCUCACCAACAGUCACCCGCCACCCUGCCUCCUCCCUCUCUGUAACCUCUUGUUUUGUAUCAUGGAGUUUUAUCAAGUCAAAAUAAACAUGUUAAUAAUU